AUGUCCAAGGUUGUCAGAUCAUCCAAGUAUAGACACGUUUUUGGUCAGCAGGCCAAGAAGGAGGAGUGUUACCAGAACCUCAAGGUGACCAAGUCGGCAUGGGACUCAAACUACAUCGCCGCCAACACUAAAUACUUUGGUGUCAUCUGGGAGGCUGGCGGUGGUGGCUCAUUCGCCGUCAUCCCACACGAGAAUCAGGGAAAGACUAGCAUCAACACCCCACUGUUUGCCGGUCACAAGUCGGCCGUGCUGGACAUUGCCUUCCACCCCUUCAACGAGAACCUCGUCGCCUCGGUCUCUGAGGACUGCAACGUCAUGAUCUGGGGCAUCCCAGAGAAUGGCCCAACCGCCACCAUCACCGAGCCCCUCCAGACUCUCCAGGGCCACAAGCGUAAGGUCGGCACUUGCUCCUUCAACCCAGUCGCCAACAACGUCCUGGCCACCUCCUCUGGUGACUUUGCCGUCAAGACCUGGGAUGUCGAGGCCGGCAGCGUGCUGAACUCGCUCGACCAGGGCCACACCGACAUCAUCGUCUCUGUUGAGUGGAACGCCAACGGCAGCCAGAUGGUCUCGACCUGCAAGGACAAGAAGGUGCGUCUGUUCGACCCACGCUCCAACACCAUCACCGCCGAGGCCGCCUGCCAUCUGGGAAUCAAGAACACCCGUGGUAUCUUCUUGAGAGACACCAUCCUCACCACCGGUUUCUCCAAGACCUCAGAGCGUGAGUUCAAGAUCUACGACCCAAGGAACUUCACCGACCCACUCACCACCACCAGCAUCGACUCGGCCUCUGGUCUGUUGAUGCCAUUCUUCGAUGCCGACAACUCCAUCCUCUACUUGGCCGGCAAGGGAGACGGUAACAUCCGUUACUACGAGAUGGUCAGCGAGGCCCCAUACUUCCACUACCUGUCCGAGUUCAAGACCGCCAGCCCACAGCGUGGUAUCUGCUUCAUCCCCAAGCGUGCCUGCAACGUCAGCGAGUGCGAGAUUGCCCGCGCCCUCAAGGUCACCCCAUCCACCGUCGAGCCAAUCAGCUUCCGUGUGCCAAGAAAGUCCGACAUCUUCCAGGACGACCUCUACCCAGACACCUACGCCGGCGAGCCCGUCCUCACCUCCCAGGCAUGGGCCAGCGGAUCGAACGCUGAGCCAAAGACCUGCUCAAUGGCUCCAGGUUUCGUCAAGAAGGCUGUUGUCCAGGAGUUCAAGCCAGUCGCUCAGGUCCAGACCGGUCCAAAGACCGAGAAGGAGCUCCGUGACGAGUAUGAGAAGCUCAAGACCCGUGUUGCCUAUUUGGAGUCUGAGAUUGUCAAGAAGGAUGCCAAGAUCAAGGAGUUGGAGACCAAGUAA
Acytostelium subglobosum LB1 is the source of this 1347-nucleotide messenger RNA. RefSeq lists its product as hypothetical. The transcript has a single exon. The record is from RefSeq and is a predicted model, not a curated record. NCBI's taxonomy places the organism in Eukaryota, Evosea, Eumycetozoa, Acytosteliales, Acytosteliaceae. The coding region runs from base 1 to 1347 and encodes 448 amino acids. Gene Ontology annotation, molecular function: actin filament binding. Gene Ontology annotation, biological process: actin filament organization.